Messenger RNA from Miscanthus lutarioriparius, 741 nucleotides. The record is from the annotation of a GenBank genome assembly. Lineage: Eukaryota; Viridiplantae; Streptophyta; Magnoliopsida; Poales; Poaceae.
AUGGAGGGCGGGAGGGACAGCGACGACGGUGGCGUCGCCGGAGCGGCGGCGGCGGGGCAGGAGCGACGGUGGUGGCGCGGCGCCGGGUGCGGUGACGAGGAGGACAGUAGUCACGGGAGCAGCGGCGGCGGCGUCGAGCUCAGCCUGCGGCUCAGGACGGGGGCGGCGGACGACGACGAUGGUGCCGCUAGUGCUCCGCCGCCGCUGCCGCUGCCGCUGCUGCCGGCGGAGGCGAGGAGGAACAUGACCAUCUUCUACAAUGGCCGGGUGUGCGCCGUCGACGUCACCGAGGUCCAGGCAAGGGCGAUCAUAUCCAAGGCGAGCGAGGAGACCCUGGCGGCGGACCACCGGCGGCGGCAGCAGCUGAUGCGGGGAGACGGCGACGACGGCCGCCGCCGCCAGCAGGACGGUGACGGUAACAGCAGCAGCAGCAGCAGUGCCGCCGUGGCGCGGCGGUGCGCGCGCGACAGAGGCCUCGUGAGACCGGCGGCAGCGGCGGCGGCAGUGGCGCUGACGCCGUCGCCGCUGCUAGCUUCCGCCGGCGUCGUUGGUUCUCCUCGGCAGGGUGGCUUCGCCGGCGGCGCCGUAGCCGCGCCGGUGCUCGAGAUCGACCCGGCGGCGCCCACCGGGCUGUCCAUGAAGCGGUCGCUGCAGCUGUUCCUGCAGAAACGCAAGGCCAGGACGGCCGCCGCCGUCGCGCCGCCCUACGCCGCCGCCGGCCGCCAGGCGAUGAGGCACUAA